CGACUGCGGGUGGACGAACCACCACCUCUAUUAAUUAAGAUUCCUCGACCUGAUAUUAAUCUGGUAUAAAUUAUCCCUUUUUCUUCUUGCUUGAAACCAAACCCCUGGUCUCUGCAGACUUCUCUGGGCUAGGUAUGCAAUGUCCCUUCCUGGUCUAGAGCUCACGCAGCCCACCGCAGACAGACCGUUUGCUGCCGCUCCGCCUACUCAGAUCAGCUUGUCGCAGGGAACGGAAUGGAGGUUUGAAGUCGCCUUUGGGACCACCGUGCGGGUAAAGCUCCUGGCCGGUACCGCAGAACUUUUCGGAACAGAGCUCGCGCCGUCGCAGACCUACACGUUUUCGGGCACCAAGGCGGCGAUUUAUACCUGGCAUGGCUGUACGUUGGAGGUCAACGCGGGAGAUGCGGUGUCCUCGCUGGAUGGGUUCUUGCCCGGGGAGGUCAACGGCAGCGCUGCUCGCGGCCUGAGCGCCGGCGGGUGUCAGAGCGAGUACACGGCGGAGGAGACGCCGAUGGUGGAAUACGCGAACGUGCAUUUUGCGCUGGAGGAGAUGAGGCAGCAGGCCAAGGCUGCAGGUAGAGAUGGCCCGCGAGUGCUCAUCCUAGGACCCGAAGAUGCAGGCAAGACGAGUCUCGCGAAGAUCCUGACGGCCUACGGUGUCAAGAGCGGACGCCAGCCUAUUGUGGUGAAUCUCGAUCCGUCAGAGGGCAUGCUUAGUGUCCCCGGGACGCUGACGGCCACGGCGUUUCGGAACAUGAUCGAUAUCGAGCAGGGAUGGGGGAGUAGUCCGAUGUCUGGGCCGAGCCCCGUCCCCGUCAAGCUGCCGCUGGUGUAUUUCUAUCCUUCACAGAAUCCGCUCGAGGCGGACGGGAUGAUCUAUCGGCCUAUCGUAUCACGUCUUGCCCUCUCGGUGAUGGGCCGUAUGGCCGAGGAUGAAGAUUCCAGAGAGACUGGCAUCAUUGUUGACACGCCGGGCAUCCUGAGUCAGGGCAAGGCCGGAGGUCUCCAAAUGAUCAACCAUAUCAUCACCGAGUUCUCGAUCUCCACUAUCCUUGUCAUUGGCUCCGAACGUCUCUACAGCACCAUGGUCAAGGACUAUGACAACAAGCCCACGUCCAGCGCGUCCGCUGUGGCCACAGACGAACGCAUCUCGGUAGUCAAGCUGUCGAAGUCCGGCGGGUGCGUUGACCGCGACGUCGGGUUCAUGAAGGCCGUGCGGGAGUCCCAGAUUCGAACGUAUUUCUUCGGCAACUCCGUCCCGUCCACUGCCUCAUCGGCGCUCUCCCUCUCCGCCACCUCGACCCUUGUCACGCUCUCGCCACACGCCACACAGCUCGAUUUCAACUCCCUAGCGAUCUACAACUACAUCCCCCCAACCGUUGACGAGGAUGAAGACGAAUACGACCCAUCCCAGCUGGGCACGGGAGACCCCUUCUUCACCGGAGGAGGAGAAGGAGGAGGAGUUGAUCCAUCAUCCCACGACCCCAACCAACAACCAUCACAUUCAGACGAGCCGGGAAGUACAGAAGCAACGGCAUCCUCGUCAGCACCCAUCGACGGCCUCUCCGUUCCUUUGAAAAAGGUGCCUGGCCCGGCCCCCUCCCUCCUCGCCAACACCCUCCUAGCAAUCACGCACGCCCCGCCAAAUGCCCCCGCCCCGGCGAUCCGCGACGCAAGCAUUAUGGGAUUUCUAUACGUUGCCGACGUGGAUGGCGAGAAGGGCAAAGUCCGCGUCCUGGCCCCGAUCGGUGGGCGGGUGCCUUCGCGGGCUUUGGUUUGGGGUAAGAAAUGGCCGGAUGAGGUUGUGGGUUUGGUGGGAUGAUAUAACAUAUUUACUAUAGCCAUACAUAUAUUAGUAGCUUCUAACAGUAGCUUCUAAGAGUCAAUGAAAUUGUGCAACAGGUCAAUUAUAUCC
Messenger RNA from Penicilliopsis zonata CBS 506.65, 1915 nucleotides. RefSeq lists its product as hypothetical. The record is from RefSeq and is a predicted model, not a curated record. NCBI's taxonomy places the organism in Eukaryota, Fungi, Ascomycota, Eurotiomycetes, Eurotiales, Aspergillaceae. Gene Ontology annotation, molecular function: polynucleotide 5'-hydroxyl-kinase activity. Gene Ontology annotation, biological process: tRNA splicing, via endonucleolytic cleavage and ligation. Gene Ontology annotation, cellular component: mRNA cleavage factor complex; nucleus. The transcript has 3 exons. Bases 140 to 1822 code for a protein of 560 amino acids.